UGCGCAAAAUAAGAUAAGUUGCAGCUUGUUAAGUGUGUUCAAAAUGUGCCAUGCUACCAUUCAUAAUGUUAAAAGGCGAGUACCAUUUUUGGUGGCGCUAACCGCAUUUGUAAUAAUUUGGUCAUGCGCGGGGAGCGGUUUUGUGUGGGGUGCCAACAUUCUUAUCAUCCACCCCCUCUACUCUGGGUCACAUGUUCUGACAUUGAGGUCAGUGGCCGAGUCGCUGACAGCAAGAGGUCAUCACGUGCACGUAGUUAGGUGGAAAGACUUGCAUACGUUUCCAGCCAUCCGCAACGCCAACAUUACUGAAUCAUUGCUAGCCAUGAGUAAUGAAGAGGGACGCUGGAAAUUUUUGACGCAAGAAAAACAUGCAGCUUUUAAGAUGCCCUACCAGAUUUUAUGGAACUCUGGCUUAUCAUACAAGUCAAUUAUUGAAGCAGGAAGUGAGGCAUUUCCACUUAUGGAGGCACACUGCAAUUCCCUCUUAUCAAACAAAGACCUGAUCAGGCAGUUGAAAGGGAUGAAAUUUAACGUCGCCAUAAUUGACAUUGUGUACAAUGAGUGUAGUCUCGUUUUAUUGCACCAUUUGAAAAUUCCUGCCGUGGGGUACUGGGCAUUUCCUUUCUCUUCGGGGGAGGCCGAUUACACGACGGCAUUUCUGCCACCCUCUCAUGUUCCAGAUUACGCCUUGGACUAUCCACGACUUCUACCUCCCAACUUCAUCAACGUGGGGGGAAUGCAGAUCAAAAGUCCUAAACCCCUCCCAGAAGACAUUGAACAGUGGAUGCAGAGCUCUGGUGAACAUGGCGUUGUCCUCUUCACAAUGGGAUUCAUAUUCAAUCCAAAAGUGGUUCCGACACGAUUAGUUAACGCUUUUAUGGAAGCAUUUGGCAGACUUCCUCAAAAGUUUCUGGUGAAAUUUGAAGGUCCCAUUAACAAUGCCCCACCAAAUGUCAAAGUUUUAGAAUGGAUCCCACAACAAGAUGUCCUAGCUCACAACAAAACUCGACUCUUUCUCACCCACUGUGGACUUCAUGGGGUUAUGGAAGGUAUUUACUAUGGCGUGCCCAUGGUAGGAAUGCCCAUCUUUAUUGACCAGGGUGACGCCCUAAUUAAGAUGGAAGAACUGGGAAUCGCUCUCGGGUUGGAUAAGGAAACAGCAACGGCUGACGAAAUUCACCACCAACUUCAACGCGUUUUGUAUGAGCCCCAGUUUGAGAAGAAUGUGAGGAAGUUGUCCCUCCUGAUGAGGGACGUGAGGGAGCCGCCGCUGGAGAGGGCGAUCGACCUUAUCCACUACCUUAUCAGACACAAAGGAGCCCCCCACCUCAAACUCGCCUCCAGAAACCUCAACUUUGUUCAGUACUUUUCACUGGACGCGAUACUAUUUUUGAUUCUCCUCCUCCUCUCCUUGUGCUAUGUUCAGCUCAUCAUCCUGAGAAGAUUUGUACCUCUAAUUUUUGCAAAAUGUAAGACCUUGAUAGGGUCUACAAGUCUUGGGAGUUAUUUAGGCAUACCUGAACCGUGUAGUGAUGAUGGGAACAGGAAGUUUGCUACCAAUAUCGUUCAUGAAAAGGGGACAGAAGAGUGUAAUAAUAAUUUUAAUAAUUCUGUAGCUCAUAAUAAUGGCUUGCUCGUUAUGCCUCCUCCGAGACAAUUGUCAGAAAUUAAUAGCAGAAAUGGGAGGGCUUGUUAUAAUUUAAGACAUCAUAGUAGUAGUACAGUAAUCAGUAAUACCGCCGAUAAGGUUGGAAAAUUUUCACAAGUUGUGAAUCAAUCUACUGUUCUACCACACCACCAGAAAAAGAGGGACUGACCACCGACAAUACGAUAUAGUAUUUUAAUCGUAUAAUAAUAUCAUCUCAUGUAAUUUAGGGAGUAGAGAAUAAUUUAGGCAAGACAAUAAAAUUGGUAAAAUUACAAAUCAA
Folsomia candida is the source of this 1928-nucleotide messenger RNA. RefSeq names its product UDP-glucuronosyltransferase 2A1. Lineage: Eukaryota; Metazoa; Arthropoda; Collembola; Entomobryomorpha; Isotomidae. Gene Ontology annotation, molecular function: UDP-glycosyltransferase activity. The record is from RefSeq and is a predicted model, not a curated record. The coding region runs from base 44 to 1816 and encodes 590 amino acids. The transcript is spliced from 5 exons.